CUCGGUGGUUCUCCAUCUCGGUAACAUGUUAGAUUCACCCGCGCGAUUUAGAAGUCUCCAUGCCUAGGACAUACGCCAGACCAAUUAAAUCAGAAUCUCUGGGCUUCACUCUCUGCUUAAGUCUUUGCAGAUGAUUCCAACUGCCAAAGUUGCAAACCCUGUUUCGAGGAGGCAGGCGGAAUUCUCACGACCUUCCCAAGAUGGCGGCUACCCUACGCUUCCGUCUUUACGUGGGCCGACAGGGGGCGGGCUUUCCCGUGGCGCGUGCGUGUAGUGGCUUUUCGCUCCCCGCUCCCUCCUCCUCUUUCCCCCGCCUCCAUUUUGUUCGCGGACGCUGGGGACAGUGGGAGCAGAUCCAUUUCCGGGUUGGCAAAAGGGGCGGCGGCGGCGAGAGAGAGAGCUUGCCGGGGAGCUAGCAGGACGGGACGAAGCCGGAGCGGAGGUGGCGGCGGAUUCGUUCCCGGGGCAGUUGCCGCCCGGUCGGGAAGAGGCCGAGGAGGCUGGGUAUAUGAGUGACCCAAAGCUGCAAAUUAAAACGGAGAGAAAGCAGUGCCAACCGCGAGCAGGGCAAGGAUGCCAAUUCCUCCCCCUCCACUGCCCCCUGGUCCUCCUCCACCUCCCACUUUUAAUCAGGCAAACACAGAGCAGCCCAAGCUGAGUAGAGAUGAGCAGCGGGGUCGAGGUGCCCUCUUACAGGAUAUCUGCAAAGGGACCAAGCUGAAGAAGGUGACCAACAUUAACGAUCGGAGUGCUCCCAUCCUUGAGAAACCCAAAGGAAGCAGUGGUGGUUAUGGCUCUGGAGCAGUUGCCCUGCAGCCCAAGGGAGGUCUCUUCCAAGGGGGAGUGCCGAAGCUCCGACCUGUGGGAGCCAAGGAUGGUUCAGAGAACCUAGCUGGUAAGUCAGCCCUACAAGUCCCCAGUUCUCGAGCUGCUGCCCCAAGGCCACCGGUGUCUACAGCCAGCGGGCGCCCUCAAGAUGAUACAGACAGCUGCCGAGCCUCGCUCCCAGAACUGCCCCGGAUGCAGAGACCCUCGUUACCGGACCUCUCUCGGCCUAAUACCACCAGCAGUACAGGCAUGAAGCACAGCAGCUCUGCCCCUCCUCCGCCACCCCCGGGGCGGCGUGCCAAUGCUCCCCCCACGCCUCUGCCUAUGCACAGCAACAAAGCCCCAGCCUACAACAGAGAGAAGCCCUUGCCACCCACACCUGGACAGAGGCUGCACCCUGGUCGCGAGGGACCUCCUGCUCCGCCCUCGGUCAAACCACCUCCUUCCCCUGUGAAUAUCAGAACGGGACCAAGUGGCCAGUCUCUGGCUCCUCCUCCGCCUUACCGCCAGCCUCCUGGGGUCCCCAAUGGACCCUCCAGUCCCACUAACGAGUCAGCCCCUGAGCUGCCACAGAGACACAAUUCUUUGCAUAGGAAGACACCAGGGCCUGUCAGAGGCCUAGCGCCUCCCCCACCCACCUCAGCUUCUCCCUCACUACAGAGUAAUAGGCCACCUCCCCCAGCCCGGGACCCUCCCAGUCGGGGAGCAGCUCCUCCACCCCCGCCACCCAUGAUCCGAAAUGGUGCCAGGGAUGCUCCCCCUCCCCCACCACCAUACCGAAUGCAUGGGUCAGAACCCCUGAGCCGAGGAAAGCCCCCACCUCCUCCCUCAAGGACGCCAGCUGGGCCACCCCCUCCUCCUCCACCACCCCUGAGGAACGGCCACAGAGAUUCUAUUACCACUGUCCGAUCUUUCUUGGAUGAUUUUGAGUCAAAGUAUUCUUUCCAUCCAGUAGAAGACUUUCCUGCUCCAGAAGAAUAUAAACACUUUCAGAGAAUAUAUCCCAGCAAAACAAACCGAGCUGCCCGUGGAGCCCCACCUCUGCCGCCCAUUCUCAGGUGAAGCCUGGCUUGGUCCUGUUCCUCAGGAAAAGGAUGGACCCUCUCCUCUGCUCAGAUGGUCCCUUCCAUUCCCCUGAAACCUGCAUGAGAGCUCCUGACGUGUUUCUCCGGUGCAUCCCACCUCUAGACACCAAGCGUCCUCCCCACUCACCUCCAUCUAUGCAUCUCGUCUCUAGACUUGGUGAUUGGACUCUUUAUACUGACAGCGGGGUCUCAGACCCUGUCUCCGUCCCUCCUCUUGCAAGCCCUGCUAGCCAGAUGAGGAAUAAGCUCCCAUGUCUCCUGCUUUCCUCUUGGGGAAAGGUGCCUUGUUGUGAUGAAUGAACUCAUUGUUGGGGCAGGGUGGAGAAUGGUACUCCUACUGUCUCCUACCCACUGUGGGGGAAGCUUGGCGAGUAUAUUCUAUUUCAUCAUUUAGGAGGCUGGCAUGGCCAGGACUUCUAGGGGGAGGUGGGCAUUUUUAGUGAAAUGGGAAAGGGAUUUGCAGAGAAGUGAUCUGUUUUAAAGGUCAUGUUUGAAGAAAGGGCAAAGGAAUGGUUCUCCUUUCUUUUUAGGGGUAUUUUGGUUUUGCUUUCACCCCACCCCAUGCCACCACCCCAGGGAGAAGUUGGAUAUUACAAAUACUAAAUACUAAUCAGUUGAACUAAACAUCUAAUAAAAAGAGAGGGUGAAAUAAACUGGGGAUCCUUUUAGAGCUAGUCAGUUUCUGUGCAGCAAAGGGACCAGGUGUCAUUUGCGUCCUCUGGGACUCCUUGCCCAUUUGCCCAUUUCCCUCAGGGUGCUGAGGCUGCGAGAUAUUUUUGCUCUCUGCACCGCCCACUCCCUCAAGAGAAAAGUCACAUUAUUUCAUUCAGCACAGAUUCACAAAUUCCAAAAACCUGCAGUAGGAGAUGGGAAGAUACAGGCCUUGGCCUUGACACCACUUCAGUCUUUUCUGAUUGGCCCUUUCAGUCCUGCUCAGAAACUUCAGCCCCUCAUGGGUGCUCUAGGAUGACAAGGGAAGGGUGAAGCACCUCAUAGAAGGGAUCAGCUCUGUGGGCUUCGAAGGACUUUAAGGCCUGCUUAUUCCAACGUUCACAGCCCAUCUGGCUGAGCAGGUUCUUUCUGUUCCCUUUCUCCACCACCCUUGCCUUCCCCAGGCUGCAGGGUUGUUCAGCCAAAUAGAGAAGGGAGAGGAAGUCUAUAGGAAUAGUCAAAGAUUCCUCUGUUCCAAGAAGCACAAAGUCUUUGGUGAAGUGUGCUUCAGUCCAGUUGAUCUUCCCUGGCUGCCAGCAAUAUGUUUCUUUGUCUUCCAGGUCCUAGUUAAAGGGCAGAGAGGAAAUGGGCCCCCAUCUGGGUCGGAAUUGAGCUCGGAUGGUGCAACAGGGACUUCCCCAUUCUCCAACAGCAGGAUGGGGCUCCUGGGUUCCAUACAUGGGAUGGUUGGUUUGCUACAGCUCUUGCCAAGUGCAAAGACUGCUCAAAGCUUGCAGUGAGAGCAGGGGAGCCAGGGGUGUUUCUUGAAAUGGAUGGAGAGAGUCGAUUAAAAAUUCUCACCAGGUACAUCAACAGGUUUAAACUGCCUUAGGGACCUCUCCAAUCUGUUGGAUCACAGACUAAGGAUCUGUGCAUGGUGCCCAGUGAAACCCAAGUCUUCCCAGUGCUAGAUGGGAGAGCCCUCAACUUCGAUUAUUUGUAUGGGGUCUGCUGUCCUUUGCCAUCCCCUGGGCUACAUUGUCUCUUGGGACACACCAUGGUGAGGUCUGUCGCCAGACCUUUUCUAAUCAUUCUCUUUAUCGUUUUUAUUUUCAAAUUUGUUAGCAGUUAUCUCCCAGCAGUAUCCCCAGCACCCUAAAGCCAGGAGAGCUGAGAACGGGGCACUAGUGGAGGGAAAAAGAGAGAGUUCCAAGAGUUAGUCCUGCAGCAGAGUUCCAGGGAGAUGCUAACCAGUUACUGAACUUGGACUGUGAAGUCUUCCCAUUUGUUUUUGAAAUGGGAGUUGAUGCCUUUUGUACAAUGUUAUCAAAGUAUAUCCUUUUUUUUUUUUUCCCCUCCUUUACUCAAACGUAGAGCAUCAGAGUAAGUAUCACAAGUGAAAGCCAAACCCCAGCUUUUCUUUGGGGCUGAUAAUCUUCCUCCUCUGUGACCUGCUGUCCCUCAUAUUCCCCAGCAUUUGGGCUCUGUCACAUGGGUAUUGAUUGUAUUCUCAUUUUCUUGGCCUCAUGACAAAAGGCCUGGGCCUAGAGCUAAUCAGAGGGAUUUUCUUCUUGAGAGCAUGUUGAUGGCACAGUACCUACUUAAAUGUCUUUGCCUUAUACGUUAUUUGGUCCCUCUGUUAAUAACAGAUUUAUUGUCAUGUAUAUUUACUAUUGAAGAAUGGGAAUGUGAUCCUCAUAGUUAUUGAUCUAUUUUGUAUGUUGUAAAAAGCCUGUAAUAUAGAUUUAAGGUGGGCUGGCCGCAAGAGCACUAAAACUUCUCACCUUUUAAACUGCUCUUUUUAUCUGCUUGUGGGAAUGUUGUCUCUUCAGUGGAAGAUUGGGUGGUCUCAUGUUGAGACUGUUGCCCAGUCCCAUUAACCCCCUUAUUCCCUCCCAGAAGGAAGAGACAUUGCCCAGCUAAGCAUCAGGAAGCUGUGUUAAAAGCCCUUGUGUGGGUUUGGGUUUAUGAUGUUUUUCUCUAGUGGGGAAAAACUUAAUUGUUUCUUUCCACCCUUUCUGGAAAGCAGAGCAGUGGCUUCCAAGUUUUUAAAUGAGCUAGAUGCCCCUCUUCCCUCUUUUUUGGUUGCCAAACCUGGAUCAAAUGACUUUGAUAUUCCAGGUGUGGUUUUUUCUGUUGUGGGGAUUUCCUCCAGCUGCAGAGCCCCAUCUUCCUUACAGCCUGGGCUCCCAGAGUAAGGGCACUUAGGGCUACCCCACCCGAUGGGUGUGAGGCUGCUGUCUCCAGAAAUGCAUCCCAGCACUCUCAACUGACAAACGCAAGGAGACUAGCCACUGGCUGUUGCACUGGGGCAUCCCUUCCCCCUCACAGCUUCCCAACUUGAAGCCCAGAUUUACCUCCAGGGAGAGGUGAGAAAAAAUUGUAAAUAGACUUGCUACAGAGCAACUCAGGGUUGGGGUGUGUUUUAAUUCUCCUGAUCACUUGAAAUAAUCUGUAGGCUGAGUGCUUAUGGGAGUGGGGGAGAAAUGUGACUCCAGGGUCCUUACCUUCUGCAAAGCUUUGGGGGUGGAGUACAGGGCAUCUGAGGCCCUUUGAUGGCACUACACUGAGCUGUCUGUCCUUCUGGAAACCCAGCCUACAAUCAAACCACGAAUCCGAUUCACAUUCCAGUUGUAGCCUGCCUUUCCCUACUGAAUCUCAGUCCCUGGCCAUGUGGUCAAGGUGGCUUUCUGUAAGCCACCCUGAUUUAGGGAAUGGAAGGUGUUACAAGUCUACCUUCAAGACUCAUCUCUUAAAAGCAAAAUAUAACAAAACUACAGCCACCUUCAAAACACAUACAAAAAGAAGGAUAACUAACUGAAGGAAGGAUUUGGUUCCAUUCAACUCCACGGUCAUUGUGCCUUUACUUGUGUUAGAUUUCUCUGCUUUCUUCCUCUCUCUCUUUGAAGCAAUUAAAAUCUUCCUUGAUAACUGCUGUUUCCUUCUUUCCACUCUGGUUUCUAACAGCUUAGUGGGUUUCCUCUCUAAUUGUCUUAAAUCAUUCCACUGGUGGCAGAGGGGCCAAGUCUUCUUUUCUCAUGUCUAACCUUUGUUCUUUCCCACGGUGACCAGCGUGAAAGUCAUAGUCAACACUGAAUAAAAGACUGGAGUGACGUGUGAAGAAUGUGUGUGUGUGUGUGUGUGUGUGUGUUCAUCUUUGUGUGUGGAUGUUUUCUUUUUAAAAAAUAAUUUAUUGUAUGAUUUAUUUUGGAGUUCUGUUCCAAUCACAGUGCUCCCUCGCCCAGUUGGCAGUGAUUUUGCCCCCUCCCGCCCCCCUCAAUGUAUACUCUGGUCUCAGGCUGGAUUCUUUGGUACGUUUUUUUUCUUCUGGAUGCCAUGCAGUUUAAUUAAACCUUGCUUAAAAACAAAAACAGAAACCUGAAAACUGUGUACUCUUGUCUGGAACACUGCCUCAAGUGGUGGCAUAGAGAGGGGAGAAAAUCUGUUGCCUCCGGUGAGUGUAGUGGUUGACUAGGACCUCUGAGAAGGUAGAUGCACUGAGUUGGGUGGAAGCAUCUGGUAGCUUCCCAGGCAUUUUUUCUCCUCCCCUCCUGCUGUGUUUUGACUACCACAGUUCCUUAGCCAUGCUCACCUGGGUGACUGAUAGAUUUGGUCGUCUGUGUUUGCCACCUACCUGAUUUCAGGGGACCCAGGGGACGCUCUGGCUUUGCCCUCUCCUUCCAUCUCUUAGGAUUCUUUCUACCUGUGUUGCAUGGGGGUCUCACACUGAGUGAUGUACGGAAGAAAAGGUGGGGGCAGAGCAAACAGACUGUGCGUGUCUAUUUUUAUUGGCUUUUUUUUUUCCUUCCCCACUUCUUACAUUGAUAUCUUAUCUGGCUUUCUUGAACUUUGACUUGGGGUAUAAAAACUGAACCAGACAGUCUCUGCUUACUGUGGUCAACUGACAUAAUCACCACCAAGACUUAAUGAGCUUACCUUGCACUUUUCAUCACUAGCUAGGAAAGGUCUUGAGAUUAUUUCCUAUACUGAUUCAUAAUGGGUGUGUGUAUGAAUCAUUUUCACAUAAUUUAGAUAUAAAAACCUAUGAGAGGGAGGCGGGAAAGGCCUCCUUUCAUUUUCAUCCAUACUUAACAGAUUGGCUGAAUCCCUGAUUAUUUGACCCAUCAUUGUUAUUAAUAUGAUUAAUAAACUACCUAUUUAUUGAUUUAA
Molecule: messenger RNA, 6734 nt
Organism: Hyaena hyaena (striped hyena)
Lineage: Eukaryota; Metazoa; Chordata; Mammalia; Carnivora; Hyaenidae
Gene: WIPF2
Product: WAS/WASL interacting protein family member 2
Exons: 8
Coding region: 574-1890 (438 amino acids)
Molecular function (GO): actin binding
Source: RefSeq, a predicted model, not a curated record